This is a messenger RNA of Physcomitrium patens, 2485 nucleotides long. NCBI's taxonomy places the organism in Eukaryota, Viridiplantae, Streptophyta, Bryopsida, Funariales, Funariaceae. The record is from RefSeq and is a predicted model, not a curated record.
AGCGUGCGCCAGUAUCAUCAUAGAGUAUAAUACCAUUUUGCUUGUAGUGUGUGUUUGUGUGUGUGUGUGUGUGUGUUCUCUGAUGAUCGAGUGCGCAUGUGCGCUGGUUUAGUUAGCAUUGUUCCUUGACGCCCUGAUUUGUCGGCCAUAGCUCUUCGCCAGGCGUCAAGGGGUUCUCCUGAGGCGAGCUUGUGUGCACUGCGUUCAGCAUUGGGACUUCCUGUGUGUCGUUAAGAUUAUGGAGAGAUUGGGACAGGCCGAGCAAGGAGUGGUGCUGAUGCAUUGUCGGCUGCGUGUUACCUGAGUGGUAAAAUUCGAGGGGUUGUGUGAGGGAGUGUAGCAUGUGCAGGAGCUUUCAUUGUUUCGCGAGGCAAUGCUGUUCGGGACCUGCAUUAGAUAUUUUUGGGUCUCGCUGGGCAUCCUGGAUUUAGAAGAACUCGGGUUAUGACAGCGCCAUCCUCCCCUGUCGCUGGCAAAGUCUGAAUUCAUUGCACUAAACUUUCCAAGAUCAAGACCUUUCCAGGCGCAUAGCUUUUCAUCUUUUUAACUGGAGUCUGCCGUUACUUCGUUCAUAUCUCACAACCUCAUUUCAGAAUCCUGUCAUCGCUGGAUUUUCUGGACUUGUGUGUUUCUUAAUGAAGGGCAUCUUAUCUCAUCGUAAACUGCCAUUGGUGGCGUCUCUACAUUGUUGAUACCAAUAGGUUCAUCUACAGUUGGGAAGCUACUCGACGCUACCAGAUUUGGAGCAAGGGAUCAUGUGGCAUCUGGUCUUCAGAACUCUGUGCCACCUCAAUCUAGUUGGUGGACUCUACUGUGAUGUUUCAAUGUAACCUUGAGAGCAGGAGAUUAAAAAACAGUGUCACAUGUUUGGAGAGGAAUUUGGUGGUAUUGUGCUUCAUUAGAAGCAGAUCAAGAAACUGACUGCUUGCUUUUUGGAGCGGAAUUUUUACCACUAUAUUUUAGACUCUUGUUAGCAUGAUGGCUAGGAUGAGACCGCAGAUACAUGCUCUCUUGUGUGCGACAAUGGUCUUCUUAUUGGCGUGGGGAGUAGCGAUGGGAAUAGUGCCAGAAACGGGUCAGGUGGGCUCAAAGGGUCAACCAACGUUUGUUCGUCACUUUUGGUCCACCUCCGACAGACAUCAUUACAAGUUAUCGGAGGAUGGCGAGGGGGCUGAACUUGUUCUCGAUCAAAGCUCAGCUGCUGGUUUUGCCUCUAAGACGAGAUACUUGUUUGGGCGUGUCAGUAUUCAAAUGAAGGUUCAUCCAGGCGACUCGGCAGGCACUGUCAGUACAUUUUAUACUUCCUCUUUGAGCGGAAAGCAUGAUGAACUUGACUUUGAGUUUCUUGGCAACGAACCUGGCAAACCAUAUGUACUGCAGACCAACGUGUACGCUUCAGGUAUUGGUGACCGUGAGCAACGUAUCAGACUCUGGUUUGAUCCUACCGAGGAUUUCCACACGUAUGAGAUCCACUGGAACAAAGAGAUAGUCAUUUUCAUGGUGGAUGACACUCCGAUCAGAAUCUACAAAAAUAAUGAAGAUUUGGGUGUUCCAUAUCCUUCACGUCAGGCUAUGAGCAUUUUCGCAAGCUUGUGGAAUGGGGAAGAAUGGGCUACUCAGAAUGGAGCCAUCAAGUUAAAUUGGAGCAAUGCACCAUUUGUAGCUGCUUACCGAGGCUAUGAAGUUGAAGGAUGUGAAGUACCAUGGUACAAAGGGGAUAUUAAGUACUGCCAAUCAUCAAAAGUCGACUCUAUGCUAAAGAGGGCCACUAUUCAUAAUUUGACAACCAGGCAGCAAGCGCGGUUGCAGUGGGUGACCGAAAACCUCUUGGUGUACGACUACUGCAAAGACAUUUACCGAUACCCAACACCGCACCCUGAGUGUAGUCGCAAUUCAGGACUUCAAAUAAUUGGUCCUCAGCCUCUGAAGCACCUAGAUGGUUUGCAGGUUCUUGGUGGCUCUGGGACUUCUGAGUAGUUGAGAUGUCUGAUUGUAAUGCUAGUGUACUUUAUGAGAAAAACAUGGUCUAAAUGUAGGUCUGUUUCACAUAAUUGGCAAUUGCCUAAAGAUAAGGGUAGUGUACAAGAAUACUGUAGGUUGGCUGGGACCCUUGGACACGGGUUAAGCAUAAUCGGUGAUUCUGAGGCUGAUAAAGGUGCUUGAGGACGCUGGAGUAUGUGCGUUGCAGAUCAAUGUGGGCUCUCCUACAGUAUCUUGAUCAGAAUAUUUCCAGAUUACAGGACUUCAACACAGACUAUCAGCAGCAACAUACCUUCCGUAGGCAAGGGCUCAUUAAUAAUGGAGGAUUGUUCACUGCGUCUAUUUUGCACUACAUAUCUAGCAUCUGCAAAAUAAUUUCGCUUCUAGAUUAGUCAGAAAAAUUACAUUGUUAACACUUAGUCUUUGUAAAAACAUAUUUGUGACUACAUUUUUUGGGGGUUACUAGUGCCCCUCUUAACAUGGAAGAUGACUUCGUUUUUGUUUC